This is a messenger RNA of Agrilus planipennis (emerald ash borer), 841 nucleotides long. Its product is annotated as probable H/ACA ribonucleoprotein complex subunit 1. Gene Ontology annotation, cellular component: box H/ACA snoRNP complex. Gene Ontology annotation, molecular function: box H/ACA snoRNA binding. The record is from RefSeq and is a predicted model, not a curated record. NCBI's taxonomy places the organism in Eukaryota, Metazoa, Arthropoda, Insecta, Coleoptera, Buprestidae. Gene Ontology annotation, biological process: snoRNA guided rRNA pseudouridine synthesis; ribosome biogenesis. The transcript is spliced from 2 exons. The coding region runs from base 118 to 693 and encodes 191 amino acids.
GUGACCAUAGAGAUAUAACCACAUAACCUACUGCAGUUCAUGCUGUUUAUUCUUCAAAAUUAACCUAAAAGUUAGUUACAAAUAAAUUAUUCAAAUAAACAAAAUAAAAAGGAAGUUAUGUCCUUUCGUGGUAGAGGUUUCAAUAGAGGAGGUGGACGUGGGUUUGGGAAUCGCAAUAGUUUUGGUGGAAAUAAAGGGAAUUUUAAUAGAAAUUAUGAGCAGGGGCCACCAGAAAGAGUCAUUCCUCUGGGAUUCUUUGCAUAUCCUUGCCAAGAUGAUCUAGUUUGUAAAGUUGAAUUAGAAGAUGUUCCGUUUUUUAAUGCACCAAUUUAUUUAGAAAAUAAGGAACAAAUCGGUAAAAUAGAUGAAAUAUUUGGAAAUUUAAGGGAUUACUGGGUCUCCAUACGAUUAGGAGAAAACAUGAAGGCAUCUAGCUUUAAGAAGAAUCAGAAACUUUUUAUCGAUCCUGCAAAACUUCUUCCAUUGCAACGAUUUCUACCCAAGCCUCCAGGCAGCGUUCAAAAACGCGGUGGUCGUGGGGGAGGAGGAAGAGGCGGUGGUCCUAGAGGCAGGGGCGGUCGAGGAAGAGGGGGAGGUGGUAGGGGGUUUGGUGGUGGCGGGGGUAGAGGGUUUGGAGGAAGCAGUAGAGGAAGAGGUUUUGGUGGUGGUAAUCGUGGGCGUGGAAGAUACUGAUAUUGAAAUGAAGUUACAAUAAAAUUAAGGUUUGCUAAAAUAAGUGAUUACAUGGUAACAUGUUUAUUGUUUUGUGCUGAACAUGCAAAAAAUUAUAAUUUGUAUAAGCAGACAGAUAUUUAAUAAAGCACAAUGACGUUUUUUUUUA